Molecule: messenger RNA, 270 nt
Organism: Hyphopichia burtonii NRRL Y-1933
Lineage: Eukaryota; Fungi; Ascomycota; Pichiomycetes; Serinales; Debaryomycetaceae
Exons: 1
Coding region: 64-246 (60 amino acids)
Source: RefSeq, a predicted model, not a curated record
ACUCGAUCUACUAAUUAUAUCCUCGAAACAAUUACAGUCAUAUAUAUACAUAAUUGCAAUUUCAUGGUCAUAGAUGCAAAAAGCACAGCAAGCAAUCGUCCCCGGUCACGUGAACAACUUUCCCCUAAUCAACUCAGUACGCCAAACGUCCUCUUUUCAGUGUCCCUACUUAAAUAUCUAGUCGCCGUUGGCUAUUAUCAGGUAUACCAGUCUACUGAGUCUACUUUGUUAGUCUCACUCAAUUGAUUGUGCUAAACGGAUAUGCCAAUG